CCCCCCCCCCCCCCGGUCCGCCGCAGCCCAGCCGGGGAUGCGGGCAGGAUGCCGCCCGCCGGGGCCGCCGCGCUGGCCUGGGCGCUGCUGUGGGCGCUCGCCCCGCCGCCAGCCCUGCCCGAGCCCCAGCAGCGCCGGCGGGUGCAGGAGAAGGAGGCCACCUUCGACAGGACCUACUCGGACUGGGUGGACGGCGACCUGCUCAACAUCUACGCCUUCAACCACACCGUGCUGCGCAACAGGACAGAGGGAGUCCGGGUGUCGGUGAACGUCCUGUCCGACCACAAGGACCUGCCCGUGCUCUUCGUGGUGAGGCAGAAGGAGGCGGUGGUCUCGUUCCAGGUGCCGCUCAUCCUACGGGGCCUGUACCAGAGGAAGUACGCGUACCAGGAGGUGAGCCGCACGCUGUGCCAGCCGCAGACCAAGGCGGAGGUGGAGACCCAGCACUUCUACGUGGACGUCUCCACGCUGUCCCUCAACGCCUCCUACCAGCUGCGCGUCACCCGCGUGGAGAACUUCGUGCUGCGGACGAACGAAGCCUUCAGCUUCAAUGCCACGGCAUCGCAGCCGCAGUACUUCAAGUACGAGUUCCCCGAGGGAGUGGACUCGGUGAUUGUGAAGGUGACCUCGGCCAUGGCUUUCCCCUGCUCCGUCAUCUCCAUCCAGGACAUCCUGUGCCCCGUCUACGACCUGGACAACAACGUGGCCUUCAUCGGCAUGUACCAGACCAUGACCAAGAAGGCAGCCAUCACGGUGCAGAAGAAGGAUUUCCCCAGCAACAGCUUCUACGUGGUGGUGGUGGUGAAGACCGAGGACGAGGCGUGCGGGGGGGCUCUGCCCUACUACCCCCUCUCCAAACACACCUCCCCAGAUGAGCCCGUGGAUCAACACAACCGGCAGAAGAUGCUGGAGGUGAUGGUGUCCCCUGCCAUAACCUCGGAGGCGUACGUGAGCAGCAUGCUCUUCUGCCUGGGCAUCUUCCUCUCCUUCUAUGUCCUCACGCUGCUCAUCGCCUGCUGGGAGAGCUGCCGGCAGCAGAGGAGGAAGGGGCUCCUGGCAGCCAUGGACUCGCCCAGCCUGGACACGGCAUCUUUACUGGGGCACUCCCACAGCAUCCCCGACUCCUUCCUGGGGCACGUCCCCUACGACACCUACGGUUACGGCUCCUUCGAGAACGGCUCCUCCGGCAGCACCGAGGCCGCCUCGGGCAGCAUGGGCUCUACAGAGGUCCCCUACGGAUACGUGGGGCAGGACCAGUUCAAGCGGCGCAUCCCCUCCGCCCCGAUGAGGCAGCUGUGCAUUGCUAUGGGGGAGCGGUCGCUGGAGAACGUGGCCGGCCGGCCCCGCCUGGACUCGCUCAGCUCGGUCGAGGAGGACGACUACGACACGCUGGCCGACAUCGACUACGACAAGAACGUCAUCCGCACCAAGCAAUACCUCUGCGUGGCCGACCUGGCCCGCAAGGACAAGCGGGUGCUGCGGAAGAAAUACCAGAUCUACUUCUGGAACAUCGCCACCAUCGCCGUCUUCUAUGCCCUCCCCGUCAUCCAGCUCGUCAUCACCUACCAGACGGUGGUGAACGUCACCGGCAACCAGGACAUCUGCUACUACAACUUUCUGUGCGCCCACCCGCUGGGGAACCUCAGCGCCUUCAACAACAUCCUCAGCAACCUGGGCUACGUCCUGCUGGGCUUGCUCUUCCUGCUCAUCAUCCUGCAGCGGGAGAUCAACUACAACCGGGCGCUCAUGCGCAACGACACGCACGCCCUGGAGUGCGGCAUCCCCAAGCACUUUGGGCUCUUCUACGCCAUGGGCACGGCCCUGAUGAUGGAGGGGCUGCUCAGCGCCUGCUACCACGUCUGCCCCAACUACACCAAUUUCCAGUUCGACACCUCCUUCAUGUACAUGAUCGCCGGGCUCUGCAUGCUGAAGCUGUACCAGAAGCGGCACCCCGACAUCAACGCCAGCGCCUACAGCGCCUACGCCUGCCUGGCCGUCGUCAUCUUCUUCUCCGUCGUCGGCGUCGUCUUCGGCAAAGGGAACAUGGCCUUCUGGAUCGUCUUCUCCGUCAUCCACAUCGUGGCCACCCUCCUGCUCAGCACCCAGCUCUACUACAUGGGGCGCUGGAAGCUCGACUCGGGCAUCCUGCGCAGGAUCCUGCACGUGCUGUACACGGACUGCGUCCGGCAGUGCAGCGGGCCCAUGUACGUGGACCGAAUGGUGCUCUUGGUCAUGGGAAACAUCAUCAACUGGUCGCUCGCUGCCUACGGCCUCAUUGUCCACCCCAAUGACUUUGCUUCCUACCUGCUGGCCAUCGGCAUCUGCAACCUGCUCCUCUACUUCGCCUUCUACAUCAUCAUGAAGCUCCGCAGCGGCGAACGCAUCAAGCUCAUCCCCUUGCUCUGCAUUAUCGGCACCUCCGUGGUCUGGGGCUUCGCCCUCUUCUUCUUCUUCCAGGGGCUCAGCACCUGGCAGAAAACGCCGGCCGAGUCUCGGGAGCACAACCGCGACUGCAUCCUGCUCGACUUCUUCGACGACCACGACAUCUGGCACUUCCUCUCCUCCAUCGCCAUGUUCGGCUCCUUCCUGGUGCUGCUGACGCUGGACGAUGACUUGGACUGCGUCCAGCGGGACAAGAUCUACGUCUUCUAGGGGCCCGGCAGCAGAGGGGCCGCUGCUCCGCGGUGUCGCCGCCCGGGGCUGUGCCAAAAGCCCGGCCGGAGCCCCCCGGGGAGGCAUGCCCGUGCUGGGGGUCCGCCAGCCUCUCCGUCCCCUCCCCGCCGUGCCUCCUCCUCACUGUGCUGGGUCCCCAGCGGGUGCCUGUGGCCCCCCCCCCCGGCCUGCCCAGCACGUGUCUUAGCCGAAAGUGGGGCUGGGGACCCCCUUUGGUGGCCUGGCCCUUCUCUUGCACCGGGGGCUGCGUGGCCGCGUGUUGUCCCCCGUGGCGCCCGUCCGUGGUGACAAGUGACACUGGAAAAGGUGCUGCUGCUGCUGCUGCUGGGACGCGCGGCCCCAUACGCACACGGGUGCGGGACCUUCAGUGCCUACUGCCAGUUUUGGGGAGCGGAGCGCGGCGGCGAUGCCUUCGCACCCCGGUGCCGGGGUGGCCAGCGGGGCCGCAUCCUGCCGAGCCCCUCGCCGAGGCUGCCGGCCGGUUUUCUCCUCCCGUCCGCUGCUCCUGCAGCCGGCUGCGCGGGUGUGCUCCGGGCGGCCGUGCCGGGAAGCGGCUCCCAUUAAAGUGUCUGCACUUUA
Cygnus olor (mute swan) is the source of this 3252-nucleotide messenger RNA. It is a transcript of the gene SIDT2, whose product is annotated as SID1 transmembrane family member 2. The record is from RefSeq and is a predicted model, not a curated record. Gene Ontology annotation, cellular component: membrane. The transcript is spliced from 28 exons. Lineage: Eukaryota; Metazoa; Chordata; Aves; Anseriformes; Anatidae. Bases 49 to 2652 code for a protein of 867 amino acids.